UUUAGCCUGUCGUUUUUGUACCUACAAAAAAUCCCAGAUUUAAGAUAGGACGAUAACGAUUCACAACAAAAGCAUGUUGAAGACAACAAUGACAAAAUUAGUUGACGAAUAAAAACUAGACGAAAAUAAGUGACAGAGAAGAAAUCCAAUCAUAUUUAAUUUCGUCUUUAAGUGGGUGGGACAAGUUAGAAAUCUAGCCAAUCACAAGCGGGAAACAAGACUGUAUUGUAGGGAUAGCCGUUAAUGACAGCGACAACACGGUUAGUAUUUUCAAUUUAAUUGAUCUAAAAACCGAUAACUGCACUUUUGUAAACUCACGAGCCACGGCAGCCUUACUGGUGCCAGCUGGCUCGAUUUAAAUGCUAACAUGAAAACACGAGGCAUUAACGUCUUUCCCCGUUAAAUACUGUGGAGAAUGCAUAUAUGUUUAAGAGUUCUUUCUUUAUUCAUAGUCAUGUUUAGAGUAUCUAGUGUUUUUCCAUUUGUACUCUUUCUGUGUUUGUAUCUUAUGUCCGCAAGUAAACUGUGUGCUUUACCUUGAAAGUCGAAGGAAUGUGGGAGUUGGAGUACUCCCUUUUUGUGUCUUAUCUGUAUUAGAACAAUGAGGCUGUAUUUCUUUCUGGACAGGGUGGGGGCUGUUUUCGUAUUCAAGAAGUUGUCUCUUCCGUUUGAAUGUUAGACCAAUUCGAGAAGCCGGUAUGAAUGUAUUGGUGUGGGCUGGUUUCCUUAAGCUUUAGUAAAACUUGAUAAUAUUUCUAUUCUGUCUUGAUGGUCCUUCUUACUCUGCAUAUAUGUCAUCUAAAGAACUUGGGAUUGACAAGUGGCUUUAAUUCCCUGGGAGGGAAGGCUGGUCAGACGCAACAAAACAUACCCCAAUCAGAACUUAUAUUACACAUUACUGUCUGAGCAACUAAGCCAGUGGUUCUUAACCUUGUUGGAGGUACCGAACCCCACCAGUUCCAUAUGCGCAUUCACCGAACCCUUCUUUAGGGAAAAAUUAAAAUAUAUAUUUUUUUCAAAUUCAAGACAAAGUUAUAUGUUUUUGCUAACACUUUAGUAUGGGGAACAUAUUCUAAGUAACACAGACUAAAUUUAGAGUUAUGUGGACACUAGGGGAACAUAUUCUAAGUAACAAAGACUACAUUUGGAGUUAUUUGGACACUAGGGGAACAUAUUCUAAGUAACAAAGACUACAUUUGGAGUUAUUUGGACACUAGGGGAACUUAUUCUAAGUAACAAAGACUAAAUUUUGAGUUAUUUGGACACUCGGGGAACAUAUUCUAAGUAACAAAGACUAAAUUAUGAGUUAUUUGGACACUCGGGAAACAUAUUCUAAGUAACAAAGACUUAAUUUAGAGUUAUUUGGACACUCGGGGAACAUAUUCUAAGUAACAAAGACUAAAUUAUGAGUUAUUUGGACACUCGGGAAACAUAUUCUAACUAACAAAGACUUAAUUUAGAGUUAUUUGGACACUCGGGGAACAUAUUCUAAGUAACAAAGACUUAAUUUAGAGUUAUUUGGACACUCGGGAAACAUAUUCUAAGUAACAAAGACUAAAUUUAGAGUUAUUUGGACAAUCGGGAAACAUUCUAAGAAACAAAUACUUAAUUUAGAGUUACAGUAUUUGGACACUAGGAGAACAUAUUCUAAGUAACAAAGACUUAAUUUAGAGUUAUUUGGACACUAGGGGAACAUAUUCUAAGUAAUAAAGACUUAAUUUAGAGUUAUUUGGUUAGGGUUAGGGUCAGGGUCAUGCCGAAUAAGGCAUUAAUAAGUACUUAAUGACUAGUUAAGAGCCAAUAUGUUACUAAUUUGCAUGUUAAUAAGCAACUAAUUAAUGGUGAAUAUGUUCCCCAUACUAAAGUGUUACCAUGUUUUUUUACUGGUGCACAAAAUGAACCGUGCAUGAACAUCACCUUGUUCAAACAACAAAACCAACACAGUGCAUAAACUCACAACAAAUUACACACCUGCAAAUCAGUCUGACUUCUGCUGUUGCCGUAUCCGUAAUACGCCGAUAGGGAGAAGUUUUUAUUUUGACCUCCGCCGAACCCCAGAGGCCGACUCACCGAACCCCUAGGGUUCAAUCGAACCCAGGUUAAGAACCACUGAACUAAGCUAUUCAGUUGUGCACAUUGAAACCUACAAGCUGUGCUCUCUUAGCAAGGAUUUGUGAGGAUCCAACUUUUCUGUACUUAAAUAUAUUGUCUUUGAAGUCUAUUCCAAGUUGGAAAGGAUUAGCAAAUCAUUGUAUUCUGUUUUUAUUUACCAUUUACACAACGUGCCAACUUCACUGGUUUUGGGUUUUGUAGUCGACUAAAAUGUGACUAAAACUAAAAUACAUAUCAAGUUUGUAGUCCGUGGUCGUGGCGUUACGAUGAAGUCUGGAAAGAAAAUUGAUGAAAACGUUUUGAAAGUUAGUUUUCCAUGUUUGUGCGGUUGUAGCGAGGAGCAGGUGUCAGCUGAUGUCAUCCACCUCCUGGGCGGAGCGGGAUGACAUAAUUCAACCUGGGCGUCAUCAGUGGACAAUGAUGCCACUCGUGCACCUUGAUGACAUCACCCAACUUUGAUGAUUCGGGCGAGAAACAAGGGCAACUUUUUCCAUGGUGGUCUUACAAAGAAUUGUUGAGAGGACUGACAGCUUUUCUGUGUUCAUGUCAGCAGCUGGAGCACAUGUUGGCUGACUGGACAUGUCUGCACCCGCCUGACCGCCUCACGCCUGGCCACAGAUGACCCAGUCUGCCUUCUCUCCAUAUACUUCAGGGUGUUCGUCCCAAACGGAAACCCACGGUCUGGCUGAGAUGGAAGGUUCCAUCGUGAAGAGCAACACAAGUUUCUACCACAUCCAGAAACUUUUGGAUCGAGGAACCAGCAGCCACGUCUUCAGAUGUAGCAACUUGGGGACGGCAAAGAACAUGGCCCUGAAAGUCCACAAAAACUACGCCUUAUUUGAAAAUGAGAUCGACAUGCAGGAGAUCGUGAGCGUGCUGGACCCGGAAAAGAAGAGCAUCGUGGAGUUUAUCGAGACGUUUACCUUCAAUGGACACCCUUGUCUGGUCUUUGAGCUGCUGGACACCAGCUUGUUCAGCAUGGUCUACGACAAACGCUGGAAGACCUUCUCGCCCAACGACAUCCGACCCGUUGCCCAGCAGCUGCUGACGGCCUUUGAUGCUCUUAAGAGCAUCGGCGUGAUCCACACAGACCUGAAGUCGGACAACAUCAUGCUGGUCAACCAUGCAAUUCAGCCCUUCAGGGUCAAGCUCAUCGACUUCGGCUUGUCCAUCACCACUUCGGAAGCGCCGCUCAGUUACGGCGUGGCCCUGCAGCCCAUGGGCAACAGGUCUGUAGAACAGAUCCCCUUUUUGUUACCUCCAGUCAUCAAGUCACAUGACUCUGCUGUCAACAGGGCACCCGAAGUCGCUCUGGGUCUUCCCUUCGCCGAAGCCAUCGACAUGUGGUCUCUGGGCUGCGUCCUGUCCUUCUUGUACCUCGGCAACUACCUCUUCUUGGCUAACUCCAACUACAACAUGCUGCGCAGCAUGGUCGAGGUCGUAGGACGUAUUCCUGACCAUCUCCUUAGCGCCAGCAAAAACACUCACAAAUAUUUCAAGAGGAGCAACAGAGACAUUGACGGCGAUCACCCGAAGUGGCGACUGAUGACGGAGAAGGAGUACCACGACAAAACUGGCGUCCGUCCUGAUGCAUUGCCGUGGUCUUUCAAAUGUUUGGACGACCUGGUCAAACUUAACCCACAGGUGAACGAGCCCGUUGAGUUGGAGGACCGUAAGGCCUUUGUGGACCUCCUCACGUGUCUUCUCCAUAUGGACCCUGAGCGGAGGAUCACCCCUGAGGAGGCUCUUAAGCACCCCUUCCUGACCAUGAGCCACCUGAGUGAGCACCGGAACAGCAGCUUAUAUGUGGCGGACAGCUUUGACAAGAUGAAAUUCUGCCCAGCCAAUUACUUCCACAAGGACCCCACUGACCCUAAACCUGACGUGGGUCUUAUCACCAACCCAAAGAACUGGCGGCAAAAGUUCUGUCAACUUUUCAGGACUAAAAAAAGGACAGAUGAACCUGUUCCGCAUGUCAAGCUGAAGACCUGGUUGCAGAACCUUUGUCAGACCAACAGCAGACCUGAUCCGCCGACACAAGGUCUCGGUUCCCCGGGUCUAUGUCCACGGCAGCAGUCCAAAAAAAACUGGUGCAAAACAAUCCGGCACUUCUUUCGAAGGAACCAGAUCGGUCCAGAACUGGAACACCAAAGCCACAUCAAACCAGACCACAACAACAAGUCACCACAAGUUAAAAAGGACGAGUCAUCAAAUGUUAAAAAGGACGAGUCACAGAGAGAUAAAAAGGACGAGUCGGCAGCAGCAAAAAAAAGAGCCAAAGUUGACUUGAAGACAACUCGGAUGGCGACUAAAAGGCGCAGGGACAUGACCUUUGACAUGAACUACCUCAACUACCUGCGCUCUGAUGUCAACCAGAAACCCAGAAAGUCCGACACUUUGGAGAACCUCUGACCUCAGCUACCUCUCAGAUGAGAUCACCUUGACCUCGGCUACCUCAUGAUUUGCACAAGCGACCGACGGAACGCUCUAGACUGUUCUGUUGCAGGACUUGUUUCUCAAGGAGCACUUUAUUGGACCAAAGCAAGUUUACCUCAAAGCACAGGUUCAAGAAUACACAAUGGGUAUAGAACCAGUCUAGCACCUUUAAAACCAAUGUUGUACCAGUUUAGAACCUACACAGUAUAUUAUUAUUAUAUAAUUAUAAUUAGGUGCGGCUAGGUUGGGUCUACAUGGACUCUUAUCUUGGUUCUAAUUGCCGGUUUUAAUGACGCAGAAAGUUGUAGUCCCUCCAGGUGAUGCGACUGGUGUCUGUUGACAGACCUAAGAGCACCGUGGUUGGGCUUCCUACAAGAACCCAACAGAACUUUGGUGUUGAAUAAAUUACAGCUCAUCUUCCUCGCCAACAUAGUUAAAAUAAAUAUUCAUGACCUA
Nerophis lumbriciformis (worm pipefish) is the source of this 5004-nucleotide messenger RNA. Its product is annotated as homeodomain-interacting protein kinase 2-like. Gene Ontology annotation, biological process: positive regulation of transcription by RNA polymerase II; intrinsic apoptotic signaling pathway in response to DNA damage by p53 class mediator; peptidyl-serine phosphorylation. Gene Ontology annotation, molecular function: SMAD binding; protein tyrosine kinase activity; transcription coactivator activity. NCBI's taxonomy places the organism in Eukaryota, Metazoa, Chordata, Actinopteri, Syngnathiformes, Syngnathidae. Gene Ontology annotation, cellular component: nucleus; cytoplasm; PML body. The record is from RefSeq and is a predicted model, not a curated record.